Molecule: messenger RNA, 2196 nt
Organism: Pseudonaja textilis
Lineage: Eukaryota; Metazoa; Chordata; Lepidosauria; Squamata; Elapidae
Source: RefSeq, a predicted model, not a curated record
AUGACGACUCUUCACCAAAGAAGUCAAACACUGGCUUAUGCAGUGUUUCCUAACUACCUGGAAGAAGAGACCAAGGUUUUAUCUCGAGCAGCUGAAAAAAUGGAAACCUCCACGCAAGAUUUGAAAGGAAAACAUCAAAAGCAUAAACGCAUGCUGUCUCUAAACGAUCUGUUAUCUAGUGAAGUUGUCUUUGUGGUUUCCAAUAUAUCUGGAUGUGUGCCUGAAAUGCUACCACCCAAGUGUCAAAAUAACUCUGCAACCAAUAAGUACAGAAGCAUUACUGGAGCCUGCAACAACAGGGAACAUCCUACUUGGGGAGCUUCUAACACUGCUCUGGCUAGAUGGCUUCCUCCAGUUUAUGAAGAUGAACUAAGUCAGCCCAGAGGAUGGAAUCUCGGUUUCUUACAUAAUGGAUUUCCAUUGCCUUCGGUACGUGAAGUGACAAGAAAAAUUAUUGAAGCGUCUAACGAGGCUGUCACUGAAGAUGAGCUAUAUUCUGAUCUGAUCACCGUGUGGGGCCAAUAUAUAGACCAUGAUCUUGCCUUUACUCCCCAAAGUGAAAACCAACCUUCCUUCCAGGGAGCCAUCAAUUGUCAAAUGACUUGCGCAAACCAAAAUCCAUGCUUCCCAAUACAGGUCUUCCCCAAUGAUACAUUCUCUGCAAGGAUGGAUUGCAUCCCUUUUUAUCGUUCGAAGCCUGCAUGCACCACUGGUCAACAGGGACCGUUAGGAAAUCUAUCGGCGAUAAACCCAAGGCAACAGAUGAAUAUAGCUACUUCCUUCUUGGAUGCCUCUACUGUUUAUGGCAGCACAGCGGCUGCGGAGAACAAGCUGAGGAAUCUGACCAGUGAAGGAGGCCUCCUAAGAAUUAACCUGCUACAUUUUGAUAAAGGGCUUGAAUAUCUUCCUUUCGUUGACCAAGUGCCUUCUCCUUGCGCCCAAGAUCCAAAGGAGGACAAAGCAGAAAGGAUCGAAUGCUUCAUGGCUGGGGAUACCAGGUCGAGUGAAGUGCUUUCCUUGGCAGCUCUGCAUACUCUCUGGUUGCGAGAGCACAACCGCCUGGCAAAAGCCCUGAAGGAGCUGAACCCUCACUGGACUUCCGAAAGGGUCUAUCAAGAGACUCGCAAAAUGGUUGGUGCCCUGCAUCAGAUUAUUACCAUCAGGGAUUACAUUCCCAAGAUCAUUGGUCCAGAUGCUUUCGAACAAUACAUUGGUCCUUAUCAAGGCUAUGAUCCCACAAUCAAUCCAACAGUAACCAACGUAUUUUCGACCGCAGCCUUUCGCUUUGCUCAUGCUGCAAUUCAUCCACUGGUAAAGAGGCUCAACGCACAGUAUAAGGAAGACCCAAAUCUUCCUAAUCUUUACUUGCAUGAGGUUUUUUUCACUCCCUGGAGACUCAUUAAAGAAGGUGGUUUGGAUCCCUUGCUAAGAGGUACACUAACAACUGCAGCAAAACUUCAGGUCCAGAAUCAACUGUUGAAUGAAGAGUUAACGAAGAAGCUCUUUGUAUUGUCUAACAAUGCUUCCUUGGAUUUAUCAUCACUUGAUUUACAACGGGGACGUGAUCAUGGGCUCCCAGGUUACAAUGACUGGCGAGAAUUCUGUGGCUUGCCAAGACUAAGGACAGAACAGGAGUUGAUGACAGCAAUAGAGAAUAAAACCAUGGUCCAAAGAAUUAUGGAACUCUACAAAAGCCCCGACAAUAUUGAUGUCUGGCUGGGGGGAAUAGUAGAAAAUAUUCACCCUGAUGCCAGAACGGGUCCCUUGUUUGCAUGUAUCAUUGGAAAGCAAAUGAAAGCAUUGAGAGAUGGUGAUAGAUUUUGGUGGGAGAACAUCAACAUUUUUACUGAUGCUCAAAGGCAGGAGCUUGGAAAAUAUUCUUUAUCCAGACUUAUUUGUGAUAACACGGGCUUGACGGAAGCACCCCUUGAUCCUUUUCUACUUGGGAAAUUUCCUAAAGAUUUUGUGUCAUGUGAAAAUCUACCUAGCAUUAAUUUAGGACCUUGGCGUGAAGUCCUUUGACCAGAAUUGCAACCUGGUUCUCCAGUCAAAGAGGAACAUGAGGACUUCAUAUCCAUUCUGGUAAUCCACUCCUGCCACAAAAGAUAUAAGCUACCUGGACAAAAACAAUUAUCUUGCACAAAAGGGAAAUGGAAUUCAGAACUGCCAAGCUGUCAAGAUGCUUCUCUCUUUUAA